AUGGCAUCCUGGCGCGAAAACAACAAACACAUCCGUAUCUUGCGCGACGCAGAAGCCGGCAAGUACGGCGUCAUUGCAGCCAUCGCGUACAACAUCGAGCAAAUCCUAGGCUUUGUACGUGCCGCAGAGACUUCAAGAUCGCCACUUAUCAUCCAGUUCUUCCCCUGGGCUAUAACAGCUACCGAGGGUCUCUUGGUUCGGACCGCGGCAGAUGCAGCUGCUAGGGCCAGCGUGCCCAUCAGCAUUCACUUGGACCACGCGCAGUCUGAGGACAUCAUCAAAGUCGCAGCAGACGGUCUCCCUUUCGAUAGCAUCAUGGUUGACAUGUCGCAUUAUGCAAAAGAGGUGAAUCUGCAGAAGACUCGUGAGUUGGUCGACUACUGCAAUCAGCGACAGAUUGCCACGGAAGCCGAACCAGGUCGUAUCGAGGGUGGCGAAGACGGUGUGAUGGAUACCGCAGGAUUGGAAGCUUGUAUGACGACUCCGGAAGAGGUGGACGAGUUCGUGGAUACGGGUGUUGAUGCUCUGGCGCCGGCUUUUGGUAACGUUCAUGGGGAAUACGGUUCACGGGGCCCUCAGCUGGAUUUCGAGCGAUUCAAUCAAAUUCGCACUCAGGUUAGAGGAAGAGUCAGACUGGCCCUUCAUGGGACGAAUGGUUUCUCACCUGGAAUCUUGAAACGAUGUGUGGAGGCAGGCGUGUCAAAGAUCAAUGUCAACAAGUUGGUUUUGGAGGACUAUUAUGAGCACCUCCACUCCAAUGCUGGCAAGAUGCCACAUACCCAGCUUUUUGAGGAGGGAAUCCAGAAAGUCGCCGAUCAGACUAUGUAUUGGAUGGAAGUCUGCGAAUCUGCUGGGAAAGUAUAA
Penicillium olsonii is the source of this 864-nucleotide messenger RNA. The record is from the annotation of a GenBank genome assembly. NCBI's taxonomy places the organism in Eukaryota, Fungi, Ascomycota, Eurotiomycetes, Eurotiales, Aspergillaceae.